Molecule: messenger RNA, 681 nt
Organism: Akanthomyces muscarius
Lineage: Eukaryota; Fungi; Ascomycota; Sordariomycetes; Hypocreales; Cordycipitaceae
Exons: 3
Coding region: 1-681 (226 amino acids)
Source: RefSeq, a predicted model, not a curated record
AUGGGCGACCACGGGUAUGGAGCCCCCAGUGGCGGUCUGCGGUCCACUGUCGAAGAUCUUGCCAAAUUUUACGGCGCUUUUCUUCAAGGCAUCAACAAUCAGUUUGAAGACGGUGCUCCUUCAUCUGGAACCUCCACUCUCAAGCAGCUCCCGCAAGUCACGUCAGCUAAAAUAGCUAUUGACCAGCCGUCAAAGCACGAAUCCUCCUACGCCUUUGGGCCUUCUGCCCGAUGGCAUGCCCCUCGUUGGCAAAGAAACGACUUUGUCAGCCUAGCCGAGAAGGCAGUCACCAAGAAUCUCGAAUGGCAUUCCUCCGUCGUCGAAGACUUGAAGAAGCACCAAAAGUCAGGCACAUUGCCCAAGCCUUUCGAGCAGUACGUCGGCACUUACUGGGAUCAGCAGCAGAUUUUCAAGAUAGAGGUGGUGCACGAUAGUGGUACUCUCUAUUGGCUCAUCCAAGGUCUCGAUAAUGAAAAGUUUCCACUCGAGCACUACCACGACGAUGUUUUCACCUGGCUUCGCCCACGGAAUGAGCUCUCGAGAAGAGGACGAUGGGCUGGAUGGGAUCAGGAAGCUAUAUUUUGGAUAGUUCACUUUGGGGUUGACGAUGACGAGAGAAUAGAUAGGUUGACCUGGGCACAUGACAGUGGUGUCCCAGCUGUGACAUUUACAAAGAUAUGA